AUGAAGCAGCGCUCUAUAAUGGUUGCUGAAUCAAGAACAACAGCAUACCAGCAAACAAACAGUAAUCAUGAUCAAAUAACAUUAUCCCAAUCCCAUUCCAACAUUCAUUUGUAUUACUGUUGUUAUAUUGUACCAAAUACAAUUUCUGCAUAUAUGCGUUAUAUGUCUCAAAUUGAACAACAGCAACGAUCAUCAAUAUGUUAUCGUACGCUAAAUUUAGAAAAAAUAUUAACAUCGAUAUUUCUAACAGCACUGACAUUAUUAUUCUACAAUACGUUCAAACUGUUGAUUAUUCUGUUAGCAUGUAUCUUCGUUCUUUACAAUAUUGUAAGACGACCGGAACUUUAUCAAUUCUUACAAUAUCUAUUGACAAAAUUACAAAGAAUGACUAAUAGAAAAAACAAGCAUGUAGAUACUAUUAGUAGUGUUUCAACAGGAAAAAAAUAUACAUCAUGUUAUUACAACAUUGAUCCAUGCUCUCAAAGUCUACUGAUAGCAAACAAAACGAAAUCAGCAAGUUUUAUGGGACAGAAUCAUUCUGUUUCUGUGAAAGUACCAUUUCUCUUUCACAACAAGCAACAGAGAUUAAUCACGAAUGAACGAAGUAUUCGAUCUAGUCAAAAAGAACAGCCUACUAGCACAUCAACAGUCUUCUUGAAAACGAGACCAGCAUAUACUGAAGAAUACUUCAAUAAUGAUGUCUCAAAAUAUGACAAAUCAAUACACUCAAUUAAUGAUGAUAAAGCGAAAAAACGUUUCGAUAACUCAACGCUAAGGAAUAAUGUUUUUACAAUUUCACAGAAGAAGCUAUGCGAUAAAAUGCCGUCAACAGAGUCAUCUGACCCUUAUGGAAAUGAUAAAAUACAAAGUUCAACAUUGGAUCCAUCACGACCUGCCGCAUCUCACGAACUGAAUUAUAGUACAAAAAAUUAUUCAGAUGAACGAAACGAAACAUUUCAAAAUUUCAUCAGCUCAGAGAUAAGAACACCACAUGUUCCGAAGUGUGAUACUGUUCAAACGUCGUUAUCUGAACAAGAUGUCAUUUCGACAUAUCUAGCAAUACGUCAUCAUGAUGGAAAAGAAAAAGAGGGAGAUAAUAAAUUCUACUCCUUGUUGAAUAGACAUAAUCCAAAUAAUUGUCGAGAUAAACCUGGUAAACAGCAUCAACCAGAUAAGAAUGUCAGACUAGAAAGACUUAAUCCAUCUAAUAUAAAAGAAGUUCACGUAACACCCAAUGGUUCGAUAAAAUCCACAAAUGUUUCCGACAACAAUUUGCAAAUAGUAAAUAAUACAUUAACUACAACCGACAUGGAAGCAGCUAGUUUCGAUACAGCACCAUCAAAUUUAAAUAAUAAAUGUGAAAAGCCAUGGUAUAAAAUUAAACAUCCAUUUUCUCAAGAGGACUACUAUAAUUCAAGACAUACAAUAUGUUCACCUCUGUCAAACGCAGACAUUGAUGUGAAAAGGAUACAUGUUUUUCAAGGGCACCCAACAACUUCAUCACCAUCGGAAGAUCAAGCGCAAGAAUAUUCGAAACGGAUAUUAUCUAAAAAUGACUCGAAUAAUCUUCCAUUGAAUUUAAAAUAUAAACUCAUACAUCUGGAUGAGAAUGAACCAACAGUAAUUUUGGCCAUUUGCGGAGAAAAUAGAAACAUAACGGUGGAAAAACAAAUGGAAUGUUUAAGGCGAAGUUUCAACAAAGCAACAGAAUAUCUUCUUUCUUCACCAGAUACACAGACUACCGUACUUCAACAACAGCGAGCCAUUUCGCCGUCAAUUGCACUAACUAUUAGUACCGGAAUAAAUGAAUCGAAAACAAAUAUUGACAAUAGUCUCCAUGAAGUUUCCAAAGCAUUGACGGAAAUUCUCGAUUCGAACGGCAUACAACCGCCGUAUGAGAGCCUACCAGAACAAUCAAAGCGACUAAAAUCGCCGAGAUCAAGUCUUUCGAAAUACGCUGAUAUUCCAUUUGAAAACGAACUACGAUCUUUCGAGAGACGAUGUUCACGAACAGACAAUAGUCAAAAUGUGUACCCAUCAUUAGCAUUUGAUAACGAAAGUAGUGCAAAUGUAAACGUUUCAUCCAGCAUGAGUCCACUUGGUUCUGAAAAUAAAUAUGUUUUAGACAUUGAUCCAUCGAAUGAAAGAACUUUAUUACAACAGGAACAAAAAUCGAAAAGAACUUUAUAUCUUCGACGAAUAUUGGAUAAAAUACCCCCAGUCGAUUAUAAUAAUAAACAAAUAAAAAACUCUGAAAACAAAAGUUCGAAAAGUGAACAAGAAACAUCACGUAAUUUAACUGUUUCAUCAUCGAAAUCACAUCAGAAAAUUAAUGAUUCUUUAAUAAUGAAAAUACCAACAACAACCUCGAAGAAGAAGAAUACCGUAAUUAUAUCACCGUGUAUUGUUCUUGAACAAUAUGAAAGCAGACAUCAAAAAGACAACAGUAUUCAAUUGUCAUCAUUGUCACAAAUGUCUAUGAAACAGGAUGAAACUAGUGGUUUGGAAGAAAAAGCCGUAAGCGCAACAAGAAUACAAAACCAACCCAGCGUACAAUCGGAUAAAAUCGUUAUCAAACAACUACAAUUUAUUGUCACUGAUAGUGCACGAGAUGUUAUACAUGAAGAAAAAACGUAUUCAUCGUUUGAAAAAACAAGAGAAGAUAAUAUAGUUUUUCGGCGUAUCAGACAAGCAAUUGAUCAAUUACAACGUGAUAUAGUCAUACUCACACACAAGGGUACAAGUCAACGACCAAGUUUAAAAUCGAUGUCACUUCGGGAUAGUAUGACAUUACUCACAGUCGAUGAAGAAGCUAUUUUAAAACUGACCACGUCAAAUUUGAUACGAGCUGUAAUGGCGGUAUCAGCAAGAAGAUCAAAUCUUAGUGGUGGUCAAGAAGGAAAGAAAUCGUCAAUAACAUUAAAUGGUCAUAAACGUCAUCAUUUAAAUGAACUUAUGAAAGAAGCAAAAAAUCUUGACACAGAAGAGUGUCUACAAAAACAAGAAGUACUUGAACAUAGACGCAAUGAGCAUUUGAAGGGGACGACCUUAUCCUUUUCACCGAUCUCUCCCAAUCCCACGUAUACUAACAUUCCGAUUGUUGAACCGCUAACUACUGAUCUCAAAGCGAUAAUAAAACAACAUGCAUCGGACGUCAGUACUGAUACAACAACGUAUAUCAAAUCAGACACAUCACAAGAUAUGGGGGAAUUUGAUAAAACAUUAACAAACUUAUCACCAAGAAAAGAGGUGAAUCAUAAUGGGAGUCAUUUGGAUCUGUUAUCGUCAUUAAAAAAUGCCAAGAAAUCAUCUCAUUCGCACGAUCUAAGUGAUACUUGUAGCACACAUUUACUUAGAGCUGAUGAUAUUGAAUCGUAUAAUAAUAAACUGAUGCCAUUCGAUCUUAUUAAAGAGCGGGUGAAUCCGAUUUCUGCUGCCACAUUUGCAGUGACAACUGAUGAUUUAUAUUCUAGUAAACACGAUGGUAUUUGUGUCGAAAGUGACAUAAAUAAAAUGAAUUAUGUGAUCAUUUCGCAUGGAGAAUUUGAAACAGACAAAUAUCAUCGAAAAUCAAUACAAGAGAAUAUGAGUGCAGUACUAAAUCAACCAAAUUAUUUGAUGUACUCUACACAAUCUCAUUGGCUUCAUCAAACACUGCACAAAAAUGCGUUAUCAAUCGAUCAAUAUCCGCCUUUUUUAAAACCACACCAUGAUAAAUUUCGAUUUUUGAAAGCAUUUUCGCAUUAUAUUUAUCGAAAUCGAACAAAAUCAGUCGUGUUGACUACCGAUAUUAAAGCAAAUCUUCGUAAACGUUUUUAA
Molecule: messenger RNA, 3819 nt
Organism: Didymodactylos carnosus
Lineage: Eukaryota; Metazoa; Rotifera; Eurotatoria; Philodinida; Philodinidae
Source: the annotation of a GenBank genome assembly